This is a messenger RNA of Leptinotarsa decemlineata (Colorado potato beetle), 3199 nucleotides long. RefSeq lists its product as uncharacterized. The record is from RefSeq and is a predicted model, not a curated record. NCBI's taxonomy places the organism in Eukaryota, Metazoa, Arthropoda, Insecta, Coleoptera, Chrysomelidae.
AUGUUGCUGUCAUAACAUCGAAUUUCUCCACUUUUGCUGGAGUCCUAUCAGGUAUAGCCAUUUUGUCUGGUCUUAUAUGUUUCGUGCUUCAUUUAUUCAAUCAGAAUUUGUAUGGAUCACAUCACAGACGUCACAGAUUUGGUAAUGCUAAUUUGGCCCCACCAAUAAUCUACUCGAGCGAUCCAGGCUUACCCUUGCCUAUCAUCGACCGCAGCGAGACGUCGAGAGCGUCUAGUCGCCGAACGUUCGCUAGCAUUCAGUCGCGGAGGGCUAGUAGUGCCCCAGGGUUCCGUGCUGGGGCCGUCCAUUCAGUAGCCGCUUCACGUGCAGGUUCAAGACGCCCCAGCAUAGCCUCAGUUCACAGCAUGAACUCUAUAAGAAGCUACAGCGCCCGUCGCUACGAGAGAGAAAGACAGCAGAAGGAGGACAAGGAGUUGGAAAGGAGAUAUUCGAAGAUGUCAGGUACAGGAACGAAUUCAACGAUGCGUAUUGGGCCCACUCCAAGUCCCCACUCUACGGACGAUCUCCUCCCAACUCUGGAGGAGGAUAAGCAGAUUCCUCCUCUAGCUGCCAAAGAGGAUUCAACGACUACUUUUUCCGAUGAAAUGCCCUCUACUUCCAAACAAUAUCCAUGAUGGACUGAUUCUAACAAUGGACUUCAAAAAAUUGUUUUUUUAUUUGCGUUUGUGGCCUACUUCGAUGGAGCAGUGUUGAAUGUUAUUCGUAUCAUCUAGUGAUAAGUGAUUAAAAAACAAAAAUUUCAUGUGCGUUCAAUGUUACACCACAAGGAAGUAUUCGACAUUUGAUUUCAUACUGAUGUACAGGGUGAUACAUAAGGUAAAGCAAUUUAUGUUUGUGAGUGAAGAGGAGAAGCAAGCAAUAUUUAUGAAUAUUGAAAAGUUUCGUAUUGUUCUGAUUUCUAUAUGUAACACAUGAAUUUACGGUUAUGUUAUCAAUUGAAUUUUUGUCUAUGUUCUUUCGUGCUCCAUUGGGAUCAAAACUGAAAUGUGACUUUCUGUUAGUCUAUAGUCUGUUUUUUUAAACAAUUCAUUUUGAUUUGGUACUUAGUGAAAAUCCAUAACGUAUUCAAAUUACAUUUAAUUAAGGAAUUUAAACUGAAAGUUUAAAAAACCUCAACACAUGUUUCACCAUACAAUAGCUUCCUCAGGCGUGUUCAGUAUGAACAGUCACAUGCCCAAAGAACAAAAAAUUGCAAAAAUCUAAAUGAAAAUAUUGAAGGUGCUUAACAUUUUGAUAUAUAAUAAUGUUCCAGAAUGUAGUGGGUCCUGUCAAAUAGUUGAACGUGGAAUUCGAGAAUGCAUUUGUGAUUGAGAACUCUUCAACUAUUUCUUAAAAUUUCUUCCAUUCUAAUAAUUUGAUUGAUGGUGUGAGAAUGUUGGGAAAUUUUGAACUACAAUAAAUGAUGACAGUACAACUUCUAGAAAGUCUAUGAUAGUUUUCACCUAUAUUGUUUGAAUUUCCACACGAAUAGAGUAGUUUUGCUGAUUUAUUUUACAUAACAGACACUUUGUACAAGGAACAUGCAGGAAAAACUAUAUUUGAAAGCUUCCCAUUUCCAUAAUUAAUAACAUUGAUUGAUGAUUUGAGUUUGACCUAUCUUGCAUCAACAUAUUGAAUGGUUUUCCUAUGAGUAUAAUAACGUUUCGUCCGCGUAUUAAGGGUCCAUCGACUCAAUUGGCAAAUCAAAUAAAAAUAGCAGAGAUGAUCUGAGACAAAGUUGACCCUUUUGGUACCCCGUAUCUGAUAUGUUCCGUACGAGAUAGACACGUCAGUUUUGAUAAAUCAUGUUCCUAUCUGACAGGUACGAUCAGCUGCAGGUACAUUGUGCUGGUAUUCGAAUAAAAAUUAUAUGAGUUCAGUUUUAUAAUUGAAAUUUCAGGGUUGAUACAAUCAAAUGCCUCGCCGACGUCUAUCAGACUAGCAUUGAAAGAUGAUGCAAUGCAUCGAUUGCAUGAGAAGUAAAUAAAAUCGAUCUAAAACCAUACUGUGCUUGCGUGGAAUUUGAUUUGAAGUGAUCUAUUACUUAGGCUUUUAUUGAUAUUUCAAAAAAAAGUAGAAAAUGAAAAUGCAAGUGGACAAAACUUUUGAAUAGAAAAAAAUGCUUUAUUCGUACAAUAGUUACAAUAAAUUCAUAUAUUCUACUACUUGGUCUUAGCUUUUUCUUUCCCAGUAAUCAAAAGUUAUCACAGAAAAUCCAGAACUGAUGCACUUUAAUAUCAGUUUCAAAUCAGAAGAUUGAGUUUUAUUGUUAGGAUAGAGAUCAUAUUCAUUCCACACAUCAUUAAAUAUGUUGUGAAGUGUAAUUAUUAAUAUACAGAGUGUUUAUUAAAUAUGCGGUAAAAAUCUAAGGGACUACUCCUUGGACUAUUCUAAAGGCGCGUCCACACUAUGUUGAAUGUGCUGAUCGACAACGGUCGAUCGACAAAUGUAGAGUCGAAUGUAACCCAAAUGAAAUGGAUCUUUCGACAGUUGAAUGAAAAUAAUUGUCAAGUGUGAAUGUGUAGAACGUGCCAACAAAGUUUUAAAUACGUAGUUUUGUGGAAACCUACAAUCACAUUGGUACUAAUAUGAUUGUGUUCCUAGCAAAGGUAAUUGUUUUAUUAUUGAUAUGAACUUCACAGAAGAGCAAACAUUAAGUUUUAUCGAGAUGUAUAGAAACCGCUUUUAACUCUGGGACUCUACAAAAGAAGACAAAAAAAAACAAGAACAAAAGGCACGACUUACUCACUGAAAUUGCAGUUUCUUUUGGAAUUGAAAAGGCAGAGGAUGAGAAAAAAAUAAAAAAUCUGCAAUCACAGUUUUCUAGAGAAAGGAAAAUAAAAAAGGACUCUCAAAACACAGGCAGUGGAAGAGAUGAAAUAUACCAAAGCAAGUGGUUCGCGUAUGACCGCGCAUGCAGUAGCAACAAGAGCAUCUUUAUCACUCAUUUUGUUUUUGUUUUGCUUGUUUCAUUGAAUAUAAUUCAUUUAGAAUAUUUCUCACUCACUCUCUUUUCACUCACUCUCUUCCCACUCAACUACUCAUAGUCGACCGAUGAAAUACGCCCACACAACAGUAUUAUGUGUUUGACAAGGCAACUUCGACCUUGUCGAUCGGCAUAGUGUAUUAAGGAUAUUUUGUCCUUUGAUUUCGACAAUAAUAAUUUAUUACCAAAAAUUACAUGUAAUGUUUUUUAAUC